GAUGCAACCCGUCCCGCCGCCCGCCACAGCCUGCGGGAGGGACGCUCGGCGGCCGCGACGGGGGGCGCUGGCGGCGGCGGACGCUGCAGCGGCGGCGGGGCUGGCGCCGCGGCGGCUCCCGGGCCGGGACAGGCCUGGGCACCGGGCGGCAGCGGCGCGGAGCGGGCACGGCGCCUGCAGCCGGGCCCCGGCCCCGGGGGCGCCGCCUCCGCCCGCAGAUUCUUCUGCACGGGAUGGAGAGGCUGGUGGAAGGAGAAAUCAACCGACCCCCUUGGGUCAUCUCCAGUUGCAAGAUGGCCUGGCCCUUGCCCAGGGUGCUGCCCUCCCUGUUGGAAUCCAGGGCAUGGGGCUAUGGCCCGACCACGUGUGCCCAGGGCAAAUGUACUCAGGCUGGCCUGCCACUCCUCCUGCUAUGAUGCCUGGGCAGAUCCCGGACCCUUCGGUGACCGCAGGCUCCCUGCCAGGGCUUGGCCCCCUGACCGGGCUCCCCAGCUCGGCCCUGACUGUGGAGGAGCUGAAAUACGCUGACAUCCGCAACCUCGGGGCCAUGAUUGCACCCUUGCACUUCCUGGAGGUGAAACUGGGCAAGAGGCCCCAGCCCGUGAAAAGUGAGCUAGAUGAGGAAGAGGAGCGAAGGAAAAGGCGCCGGGAGAAGAACAAAGUCGCAGCAGCCCGAUGCCGGAACAAGAAGAAGGAGCGCACGGAGUUUCUGCAGCGGGAAUCCGAGCGGCUGGAACUCAUGAAUGCAGAGCUGAAGACCCAGAUUGAGGAGCUGAAGCAGGAGCGGCAGCAGCUCAUCCUGAUGCUGAACCGACACCGCCCCACCUGCAUCGUCCGGACCGACAGUGUCAAGACCCCUGAGUCAGAAGGCAACCCGCUGCUCGAGCAGCUCGAGAAGAAGUGACCAUGGGCUGGGAGGAGGUGGAGGAGGAGGAAGAGGAGGAAGAAAAGUGACAAAGAGGGAGGGGGAGGGGGGCCCCAGAUGGCCCUUCCUUUGGUGUGUGAAAAACUGUACAAUGAGGUUCAGCACAGCCAGCAUCAGCCGAGCUUUUUUGUGAAACUCAGAUCAGCCACCCAGGAGGAAGAGCGGGCUGAGGAAACCCAGAGGGACCAAGCGCUGAGACCAAAGUUGACCCUCGGGUAGGGUUGUCCUGCCUGGGGCCCCACUUGAAGGAGGCGGGACAGAGGCGCCGAGGCCAGGGAGACAGACACCCAACAAGGCAGCCCUGGGCUCUUCUCCGGCCUCUUCACCAGGGCACCCUUCCGAGGAACCUCUGAACAGCCAGGAAAAGCCAUGAGUUGCAACCAAAAUAUGGCUGAGGAUGGAACUCAGAAUGAAACUGCAACCCACCUGCCCCCAGCCCUGCCCCUCACCCUGAUUCGAAGCUGGAGAGGGGCAUGCUGCGGGGCCCUGAUGCCCCCACCCACCUCGGUCCAGCGCGGCCCUGCCCAGGAGGCGGCAGCCGGGCGCACCCUCGCCAGCCCUGCUGGAGUUUGCUGUGGGCACUGAGGCGCGGGCGCCCUUCCAAAGCACAUACUCACCGAAUGUUUACAGACUGGCUGUCCUGGCAGGGCUUUCAACUGCACAUGUUUUUUAUACUUUCCUUUUUUUUUUUUUUAAUAUUUUUUACAAAAAAAAGAUUUUAUACAAGCAAUAUAUAUAUGGAUUUCUAUAAUCACUCGAUGUGAUACAGUAUAAAUAUGCUAUGGUUUGUUUGUUAUGAACAGAUAGCCACCAGUUACGGCCGUUGUGUGUAACUCCUAAGUACUGUAGUCUCUGGGUGUCGGGGGUGGCCAGGGCGGGGGCGGGGUGCAUUUCCAUCCUUGUAAACCCUUCAUAGUACUCAGUCCUGUAUCGCUCAGUAAACAUUGCUCUUACUUACA
Molecule: messenger RNA, 1884 nt
Organism: Pongo pygmaeus (Bornean orangutan)
Lineage: Eukaryota; Metazoa; Chordata; Mammalia; Primates; Hominidae
Gene: JDP2
Product: Jun dimerization protein 2
Exons: 5
Coding region: 2-904 (300 amino acids)
Biological process (GO): regulation of transcription by RNA polymerase II
Cellular component (GO): nucleus
Molecular function (GO): RNA polymerase II cis-regulatory region sequence-specific DNA binding; DNA-binding transcription factor activity, RNA polymerase II-specific
Source: RefSeq, a predicted model, not a curated record